AUGGAAUCAAUCGAGCGUGUUGUUCUCGAAGGCGGGGAUGUGUAUACGGAUACAUCUGGACUUCCUGGGGUUGGGCGGACGCGUAUAUUACUUAGCAGUGUCAAAGAGUACCUCAAUCAGCAAGGUAAUGAAAAGGCAUAUGCACUAAUCAUCGAUACCAACGGUGAUCUCAACUUGCACGAUACAGGGGAUGAUAUUGUUAUGGAGCGUGUCAAGUACAUCAGGAUACUGUCAAUUACCUCAUUUCUGGCAACUAUGAUAGCUUUACCUGGGUAUAUUGACAGCCAGCCAUUUGAUAUAAAGCUGGUAGCUAUUGACACGAUAUCAAACUACAUUCGAUAUCCAGAUAUAAAGCAGAGCGAGAAGAUGUCAGUGAUGAGUAGCCUAAAGAAGACAAUCAACAAGUUGAAUACGGAGAUGGCUGUGAAAGUUUUGAGUACGAGUGACGCGAUACUUCGAAAGGCAGAAGAUGCAUCCACAGCGUCUACUUCCUCUGCCUCAGAUCAGAAUCACUACAUUGGAGGAUUCUUCGGAUCACAUUUCUACCAGUCGUUAAGGUUUAGACAGCUGCAGAUAUACUACGAGCCAGGGAAUAGUCAUACACGUAUAAUGAAGGUGUUAAAAGAUAAUUCUGAUACGAGUUACAAGUAUACGAUUGAUUUUGCUCAAACACUCAACAACACGCUAUUCAAACGUAAUAGUACAUACGUCGCAUCCAUCUUCGUUGGUACAUUUGCAUUCGGAAUUGGAUACGACGUUUUAACGACAUCUAUCUGGGAUAAGAACAACGCAGGCAAACAAUGGCCAGACGUCCGUGCAAAGAUUCUCGCUGCCGGUGGCUCAGACGAUGAGUAG
This is a messenger RNA of Wallemia ichthyophaga EXF-994, 855 nucleotides long. RefSeq names its product Cytochrome b-c1 complex subunit 9. The record is from RefSeq and is a predicted model, not a curated record. NCBI's taxonomy places the organism in Eukaryota, Fungi, Basidiomycota, Wallemiomycetes, Wallemiales, Wallemiaceae. Bases 1 to 855 code for a protein of 284 amino acids. The transcript is spliced from 6 exons. Gene Ontology annotation, biological process: mitochondrial electron transport, ubiquinol to cytochrome c.